Molecule: messenger RNA, 1191 nt
Organism: Schistosoma guineensis
Lineage: Eukaryota; Metazoa; Platyhelminthes; Trematoda; Strigeidida; Schistosomatidae
Source: the annotation of a GenBank genome assembly
AUGGAUAUUGCUGAAAUCCUACUGUCACAAUUUCCUAAUCCUCAACAUCCUUAUGUUGCUAAAAAUGGUGCCUAUACAUGGAAAGCCUGCCAAAAGUGGGAUCUGCAUUAUCUGUCAGGGAGAAUAAAAAGUAACUUGAAAUUUCGUCUGGCUAAAAAAGAAAGUAUCGAAGUACAGUGGGAGACAUCUUGUCCGUCUGUUAAUGCAACAUUAUCAGAAUUUAAUGAAUGGAUAGAUGGUGUAGACAAUAUGAGUAAUCCUUUUUCUAAGUACCCUAAAGAAUCUUGGUGGGCUUAUGCGGAUUACAUAUAUAUGAAUCAGUCACCUGAUUUUCAAGGUUUAGUCGAAGAUUUAUCGUUCCAAGAAUUGUUCCCGUUUCUAAAAAGUAAUAUCAGUCCAACAUUUUGGCUUGGAUCGUCUAAAGCUCAUACCAUUUGUCAUCGAGAUACCUACGGAGUUAAUCUGGUAGUACAAAUCAAAGGGUCCAAACGCUGGAUAUUAUUUCCACCUUCGGAUAGCCCACAUAUGUAUGAAACUCGAUUACCUUUAGAAGAAUCUACUGUUUUUAGCAAAGUUAAUUUCACAUUACCUAACUGCAAAAAACAUCCUCUCAUAUUAAAAACAACUCCCUAUCCUGUAACACUUUAUCCAGGAGAUAUUCUUUUUGUCCCAAGAAAUUGGUGGCAUUUUGUUGAAUCAUCAUCUGAAUAUGAUUUUACUUGUUCAGUAAACUUAUGGAUUGACCAACCUUCACUUGAUAAUAAAGCACGCCUUAGAGAAUGUCUCACACAAUUAGUCGGCUUUUCUUUGUUAUCUAAUUAUGAUCGUAGUGAUCAUAAAGUUUUAUUACAUCCAUCUGAACAAGCAACAUAUGAAAAUGAGUUUUGGUUUAAACAACUAUUGGAUUAUCUAUAUAUACUUUUUCAUCAAAAUCCAAAUGAAUCGUCUUCCAAUGGAGAAGAGAAUCUAGAAGAACCUUCAAAACAAGCUAGGUUUUCUAGUAUCAUCAAUUGGACACCUUUAACUUCAGAAAAGCUAGACAGUUUAUUUAGUAUUUCAGAAGAAAAUUCCACAUCCGAUGUUGUUAAUACUCUUAACUUCGAACAGAUUGUAGAUGCAUUCAUGAAACCUGAUGUUAUUGAGUUAGUUGCAAAAUACCUUGAAAAAGAUGUUGUAAAUAAAGAUUUGUAA